This is a messenger RNA of Episyrphus balteatus (marmalade hoverfly), 3450 nucleotides long. RefSeq lists its product as uncharacterized. Gene Ontology annotation, molecular function: hydrolase activity, hydrolyzing O-glycosyl compounds; carbohydrate binding. Gene Ontology annotation, biological process: carbohydrate metabolic process. Lineage: Eukaryota; Metazoa; Arthropoda; Insecta; Diptera; Syrphidae. The record is from RefSeq and is a predicted model, not a curated record. Bases 227 to 3232 code for a protein of 1001 amino acids. The transcript has 10 exons.
CGAUCUCGUUGGAAACAAUCAUCAUAAUCAUCAGUCUAGUCGAGUUUAAGAUACAAUUAAGACGUGCUCUCUCUCUCUCAACACGUCUGUUUAGCGCGUAGUUAUUAAAAUUUUCUAAAAAAAGAUACUAGCGAUAACGAUAAAAACAAUAAAAUAAUAAAUAAAUUAUUAUGAUGAGUUCAUAAAUCUAUCUCAAUAUAAAAAUACAAAACAUUUUAGAUAUAAGAUGAAAAAUCUGCCAAUACUCAAGACUGGAAAUGCAAUGAAUAUGCAUUUCACACUUUAUCUGUGUCUAUUUUUAAAUCUCCUUGUGAGUGCACUGACUUACACUAUUCCUGAUCCAAAAGUGGAAUUACUUAGUCCUAAGGGAAUACGAAUUUCAAUUCCCCAUGAAAAUGGCAUUGCUCUUGUUGGCUACCAUAUAAACAUCAACAAACCAAUAGCCCUUCUCCAACCAGGUGAUUAUGCUGCAGACAUAACAAAUCCUACAGACGGACGUUGGAUUUUCGAUAUAACAAAUGCAUUUAUUGAUCCUGGUCAUAAAAUUAAUUUCUGGAUUCAUGUACAAUAUGGAAGUUAUGCCUUCCGAAAGUUAGGUUCAGAAAUUGCAUCGGGUGAUGCAGUAAACAUUUCCGAACCAACAUUCGAAUCAACAAGUAGGCCAACAAGUAGACCAACAAAUAGGCCAACUAGUAGUACAAUUCCAUUAGAAGAAGAUCCCAUCAUUGGGAGCUGUGAAGAAUCAAAAACAACAAUGGAUCGAAAAUCAGUCUGUAAAGGCGAACUUAUUUUCGAAGAUAAUUUCAAUAGUUUAAAUUGGACCAAAUGGAAACGUGAAGUUAAAAUACCGCUUUAUUCAGAUGAUGCUGAAUUUGUUUCAUUUCAAACGCGAGAUGAAAAUUGUUAUGUUAGCAAUGGGCAAUUACAUAUUGUACCAAAUUUACUAUCUGAAGUUCCAGGAUUUAGUGAAUCGAGUAUUCGAACUGGGAAAUUAGAUCUUGGAUCUGAUUGCACGGGUAUAAUUGAUAUCUCGGAAGAAUGUACAAGAGAUGCACAUUUUUCAAGAAUUCUACCACCAGUUGUAUCGGCCAGGAUUCGAACAAAGGACUUUUUUAGUUUUCGUUAUGGAAAAGUUGAAGUGAGGGCCAAAAUGCCAAGAGGUGAUUGGUUGUUUCCUUUAAUCUUACUGGAACCUAUUGAAAACUAUUAUGGAUUCACAGGAUAUGCAUCUGGUCAAAUGAGAGUAGCAUUUAUAAGAGGCAAUGAAUUCCUAAACGAUAAGGAUGAUAACGAAAUUUCAGGAUAUCGGAUUUCUGGUGGAGUUGUAUUGUCAGCACGGGAUGCACUUCGUGAUAUUUGGCUAAAAGGAAGUGUACGUAGAACACAUUUGGGAAAUGACUUCCAUACGUACACUUUAACAUGGACGGAUGAAUUGAUUUCACUUGAAAUUGACAACAAUGAAUAUGCAACUAUUCGUGGUGGCUUUUCUAGACUUUAUACAACACAAAAUCUAAAACAUGCUAAAUUAUGGGAUAAUGGUGAUGCUAUGGCACCAUUUGAUAGAGAGUUCUUCCUAACUCUGGGAGUAUCGGUUGGAGGACAUUCGGAUUUUCCUGAUGGUGUGUUAAAUGGAUUUGCUCGGCUUGAAAAACCUUGGAAAAAUGAACAUCCGAAGGCGGAAUUACAGUUCUGGAAUGAUCGAGAGAACUGGUUGAAGACAUGGAAUGGAGAUAAUGCUGGACUACAUGUGGACUAUAUAAGAGUUUACGCUUUAAAAAAAAUGAAGAUCUUACUAAGAUCUUCACUUGUUUUAUAUUUAAUCUUGGCAUUAGUAGAACGAGUUAAAAAUACGGAAUUUACAGUACAAAUACAACCAAUAAAAGGAUUUACUUUAUCAUUUCCACAUGAAUACGGUAUAACAAACGUCGAAAUUCAUGGAUCUGUUAAUAAACAAAUCUCCGUACCUCCAGGAGAAUUUUCCAAAAUAAUUGGUGCACCCUUAUUUGGCAAAUGGACAUACGUAAAUAAGGAAACCGUUGUGCCCGUAGGCAAACAAAUUUUCUUUUGGAUAAGAAUAAAUAGCUUCGUAGAGCGUAAAAAAGUUGAGUAUAUUAUAGAAACACCUGGACAGAGGCCACAAAAUAACCUACACUUUAUACACAUUGGUGAAUCAAAAUUGGAAACGACAAGGACAACUGUAAAUGGAAAAUCGAUAGAUUAUAGUGACAAACCUAUAUUCGAGGAUAAUUUUUAUUUCCACGAUUGGUCUAAAUGGGAACAUGAAAUUGGAAUUCCAAUUAGUGAAAAUGAUGGUGAUUUUGUAUCCUUCCAACAAAAAGAUACAAAUUUGUAUGUUCAAAACGGAAUUUUGUACAUUGUUCCUACUUUACUGUCAGAUGCUAAAGAAUUUAAUGAAGACCAAGUUUUAAAAGGAAUACUUGACCUCAGCGAAACUUGCACAGGUAAUAUUGAUCCAAAAAGGGAAUGCUAUAGAAAGGCACGCUCGUCUCAAAUUCUUCCACCAGUGGUUUCAGCCAAGAUAACAACACGAAAUAAAUUUAGAUUUCGGUAUGGUAAAGUUGAAGUUAGAGCAAAACUUCCAAAAGGCGAUUGGAUCUUUCCAAUAAUUGCGUUGGAACCAUCUGAACACUAUUACGGCGUCAAUGGCUAUGCUUCGGGACAGCUGAGAAUUGCAUCAGCAAGAGGAAAUGAAAAUCUCAAAGACAGCCAAAAAGCUGACAUUUCUGGCAAACGAUUAAAUAGUGGAGCGGUGUUAUCGACAGGAGAUUCUUUUCAUAAUAAUUGGCUUCAUCCAUCUAAAUCAAAUAAGCAUCUUGGUGACGAUUUUCACAAUUAUACUGUCCUUUGGACAAGAGCAGCUAUUAUUCUUGAAAUCGAUGGUGUUAAAUAUGGUGAGCAUAAAGGAAAUUUUUCAAAAUUGGUUCGUGAUACUCAACCUAACGCAAGACUAUGGGAAAAUAAUAAUAUCAUGACACCUUUUGAUAGAGAAUUCUAUUUAACACUUGGAGUCUCAGUUGGAGGACACUCUGAUUUUCCCGAUAACUGCAGCAAUAAUCUAAAUGAAACAAAACCAUGGAAUAAUAGAGAUCCAAAAGCGAUGUUUCAAUUUUGGAAAAGUCGUGAAAAGUGGCAAAAAACUUGGAAAGGUUUAGAUACUGCUCUUCAAAUUGAUUACAUAAGAGUUUAUCCUGCAAAUGUUACACAUAAUUGAAUAACAUAGAUUUUUCAUAUUGAUUCAUUAAACUGGACAAAGAACAAGGUGUCAACUUGAUUAUUUUUCAAAAUAGAUGGGAUAUUUUGUAAUGUCACGGGUGGAAAAAAAAGGCCGUAAUUCUGGCCCUGUUUUUUUCCGUAGGUUUGUCGACUGUACUCAAUUAUAUUUUUAUCAAUAGUUUUAGCGUAAAUUAAAAAAAAAAAAAAAAUAAAAAU